AUGUCCGGCCGCGGUAAGAGCGGCGGCAAGGCCCGGGCUAAGGCUAAAUCUCGCUCGUCCCGCGCGGGCCUGCAGUUCCCCGUGGGGCGCGUGCACCGGCUGCUGCGGCGCGGUCACUACGCGGAGCGGGUGGGCGCGGGCGCCCCGGUGUACCUGGCCGCCGUGCUCGAGUACCUGACGGCGGAGAUCCUAGAGUUGGCGGGCAACGCGGCGCGGGAUAACAAGAAGACGCGCAUUAUCCCGCGGCACCUGCAGCUCGCGGUGCGCAACGACGAAGAGCUCAACAAGCUGCUGGGCGGUGUCACCAUCGCGCAGGGCGGUGUCCUGCCCAACAUCCAGGCCGUGCUGCUGCCCAAGAAGGCGGGCGGCGGCGGAGCCGGGCCGGCCAAGAGCGGCAAGAAGGGCAGCAGCCAGCAGUCCCAGGAGUACUAGGGCCGGCCACGCGCCGCCGGCGGAGACUCACCCCCCCCACCCCCCAAGACCCCUUUCAGGGCCGCCCCCCAGGGCUCAGCCGAAGGAGCUGCGGAUCCGUAGGCUGCUCGAGCCAUCAGCGGGCUCCUGGGCGGGGAGAGCGCGAGCCCCCCCGCGCCUCAAGCGGGGUUGAAGGAGUCAGGCUUUCCCGCCCUCGCACGGCGCCGGGGGGUGGGGGGGAGGAGAAUUAGAGGCGUAACAGCCGCGGCGUGGAAGACUCCCUUGGGUGCGAGUGGGGAAGCUACGAAUAGCGAGGAGCCCCGGUUUAGGCCCCCUACCGCUGCGCACGUGCCUGGGGCAGCGCAUAGCUCCAGCUUUAACAGUAAACUCAGCUGCUACCCCGAACCCUAUCGUUUUGCCCCAUCGGGUGAAGCUGCUGUGUGCAAAGCCCUAAUGGCAGAGGAAGCUGCCGCGGGGUCUCUUUUGCUCUGCAAUGGCAUGGUCCACCCCUGAUACCCAUUUGACUCCUGUCUACCUGAGAUGUUUCAACAUUAGCAAUGCAAAGACUCGUGCAAGCGGUAUCCACGUUUACAGCUUGAAGUGUCGCCCCCUGAGCUUUGCUGCUCCUGGAUCCUCUAAGUAACUUCAUAUGGUACCGACAGAGAACUGGAAAAAAAAACAUAUCAGAAUGCAGCUGUAGAACUAAGUGCACCACUGUAUGAAUUGCCUGAAAAGUGUGGUUUUUUUGGUUUUUUUUUUUUUUUUUUUUGGAGUUCCUUGCUGUUUAAUUACCUGUUUUAACUGCUCUGAAAAAUUGUAUAUCUACAUAUCUUGUUUUUAAGACAGAGGGCAUCUUUUGCAUCAGGUCAUGCACAACAAUCCAAAACAUUGUAAACUAACAAGCUCUCAGCCUCUUGAAUGGAAGAAGGCUUUCACUUAUCUCAGCGGUUGUGUGACUUUAUUGAUGUGCUGUACAAUUUUGUCUACAAUGUUACAAUUAUUUACUAGUUUGAUUCUGCAGUGACACUAUACUUUGUUUGACCUGUUUCAACAGACAGCAUCUGCAACCAGAAGCUCAGUACAGCCACUGCAGGAUCAAACCAGAGAAAAUUCUAGGCUUCGUACAAACUUGUAGUUAACAAAACAGCAACCAUUUCUCUUUCAGCUGUGUCCUUUCACUGGACGCUGCUAAAUCUGUUGUAGUAGCCUUUGUAACUUCCUGUACAUCCCAGAAAAUGUAGAUAUUGUGUAAUAAAAUACAGGGUGACUUGCUA
This is a messenger RNA of Chelonia mydas (Green sea turtle), 1685 nucleotides long. RefSeq names its product histone H2A. The transcript has a single exon. NCBI's taxonomy places the organism in Eukaryota, Metazoa, Chordata, Testudines, Cheloniidae. Gene Ontology annotation, molecular function: DNA binding; protein heterodimerization activity; structural constituent of chromatin. Bases 1 to 432 code for a protein of 143 amino acids. Gene Ontology annotation, cellular component: nucleosome. The record is from RefSeq and is a predicted model, not a curated record.